Aspergillus ibericus CBS 121593 is the source of this 1383-nucleotide messenger RNA. RefSeq names its product DUF453 domain protein. The record is from RefSeq and is a predicted model, not a curated record. The transcript has a single exon. The coding region runs from base 8 to 1195 and encodes 395 amino acids. NCBI's taxonomy places the organism in Eukaryota, Fungi, Ascomycota, Eurotiomycetes, Eurotiales, Aspergillaceae.
CAACACCAUGCUGCGCCAACUCCGUUCAGUGCCACGACACUCUCUUCCAGGGUGUCGUCCCUUAUCUACUAAGCAACACCACCUCCCAGCAGCCUACUACCGCGGUGGCACCUCCCGCGCCGUCUUCUUCAAGCAGGACGACCUCCCCACAGAUCGCCGCAAAUGGAACCCCAUCUUCCGCGGCGUCAUCGGCAGUCCUGAUCCCUACGGUCGCCAACUUGACGGUCUAGGCGGGGGGAUCUCCAGUCUAUCUAAGAUCUGUGUUGUGGGCCAACCCACCCACCCGGAUGCAGAUAUCGACUACACGUUCGUUUCCCUGGGGGUGAAAACCCCUGAGGUGGAUUACUCCAGUAACUGCGGGAAUAUGAUCAGUGCGGUUGGUCCAUUUGCUGUUGACUACGGGCUAGUUUCUCCAGGUCAGGACUCUGCAUGUGUGCGUAUCCACAAUACCAACACUGGGAAGAUUAUCCAUGCAAGAUUCCCGGUUGUUGAUGGGGAGGCCGCGUCGUCAGGGGAUUUCGCAAUUGAUGGGGUAGCGGGGACGGCUGCUCCAGUGCAGUUGGAUUUUGUCGAUCCGGCGGGAUCGAGAACGGGCAAGUUGCUUCCUACAGGACAGGUGAAGGAUGUGUUUGAUGGGGUUGAGGCGACUUGUAUUGAUGUGGCGAAUCCGUGUGUUUUUGUCCGUGCGGAGGAUCUAGAUGUCAGCGGGAAUCUCAUGCCAGAUGAAAUCACCAUUCACCCCGGUCUGUUGGAUCGGUUGGAUUCAAUCCGUCGACAGGCGGGCGUCAAAAUGGGAUUGGCUGGUUCGCUAGAAAAUGUUCCCGGCAGUGUGCCCAAGAUCUGCCUCGUGUCGAGCCCUGAGCGCAAUACUCGAGCGGCGGAGCAGGGCCAGACGGCGGAUAAGGUGGAUUUGCUCGUGCGGGCCCUCUCGGUCGGACAGCCGCACAAGGCAGUGCCGAUUACCGUUGCGUUGGCGAUCGCUGCGGCGGCGAGGGUGUCGGGCAGUACAGUUGCUCAGGUGGCCAGUGAGAAAAUGGUGGAUGAGGGGGGAAUCACACUGGGUCAUGCCAGUGGGAAUUUGCUUGUCGGAGCGACCUUUGAUGGAGAUGGAAUGUUGAAGUUUGCGACGGUGUUUCGGACGGCAAGGAGAUUGUUCGAGGGGAGGAUUUUUUGGAAGAAUGCUAGUGAUGAUUAAUUGGAGAGAAGAUGUCAUAAAAACCGCGCUGAUGAUUGAUCAUCCGUGUCCACGAGUUGGUUGAUGUGGAUGGUACUUGGCAAGGGAUAGCUGACAUGAGAUGGAUACAGCUGUAGGGGCCUAUCCCAGGGCUAAUUAUUUAACCACGUCUCGUCACCUAGGUUUAGCAUCCGGUUCAAGACAAUGAA